AUGAGUGGAUAUGACAUUUAAUAAUAGCUUAAUGCAGCUUUAGUUACCUUAAAAAACAGCAAAACUUAAUAUAAUUAAGUAAAUUGUAGUGAUGAUUACUAUUAUGUAACUAAACGUUAUGCUGAAUUAGUUCCAAUUGGUCAUGAUAAUACCUAGUGCUUAUAUCCAGGAUGCUCUUCAAUUGUUUGUCAUGAAGGCUGUGGAGUGGGAGAUAAUAAAAAAUCAUGCAGUUGCAUGGAGGAAAGAGAUGGAAGUUGGUAUUGUACAGUAUGCAAACAUGAGUACACUUAACAUAAUAAUUAGACACACAGGCAAGUCAUUAGAGAAGUUAAGGAGUAAGUGAAAAACGAUAAAACUUAAUUGUUGAAAAAAUUACAGGAAUAAAUUUACUAAAAUUUUAAAAUUGUAGAACAUUUAUAAGCAUAAUUACCCAAUCCUAUAACCUUCUUAAAUAUAAAUAAAUAAAAUAAUAAAGAUUUAGAGCCUAGCUAGUAAAAAAUAAUUUAGGCAUAAGUAAAAUAAAAAAAAUAAUGUAAUUUAACCUAGAAGUAGAUUGCAGUAGCUAGAUAGCUAGUAGAUAAGAAUAAAAUGGAGCAGCUUGGAUUUAAAGAAGAUGUAGAAUACACAACUUUGGAUUCAGUUUACAUCAAGAAAAAAUCUCCUAAGCUUGUUUCUUACUUAAGAGGUGAAAUUCCUUAAGAACUAAAAGGUUAAUAAGAUGACGAAUUCAAUAAAUAAGCACUUUGCAAUUAUGCCUAAUAAGAUGCAGUUGAAUCAGUUGAAAAAUUAAUAAAGGUUUAUAAAUAUGAUGUUAAUUAUAUUCCACCAAACUUAGGAAAAGCUCCAAUUCAUAUUGCUGCAGAGGCUGGAAAUUUAGAUACUGUAGAUUUUUUAAUUAAGAAUUAGGCAGAUAUAAAUUUAGUUGAUAAUAAUAAUAAAAAGCCUUAUCAAUUAGCUAAAAAUCCAAAAGUAAAAGAAAGAUUGGUUAAUGAGUAUAAUUUCAUAACUAAAUAAAAAUCAGUUUUUCAGAAAUUGAAUGAUUUUAAGUCAUUUAUAGACUAAAUAGUGUAGAAUGAAAGGCAAGAUUCAUAAUAUUACACUGAUUUAAUAAAUAUGAUUAAUUCUGAUACAAAUGAUAAAAAAGAUCUAGUAGCUGAAAUAUCCUCAAAGGUAGAAGAAAUAUUUGAAAGAAUUAGCUAAUAAGUGAAUAAUUACUAAAGGGAUAUUGUUUAAAAAUGUAAGGAAAUGGUUUCAGAUAUUUAUUUAUUAGGAGAAAACCCAAAGGAGCUUAAAUAAAUGCUUCAGAAAAUCUAAGAAGAAGUUAAAUUUGAUAAAUGUGGAGAAAUUGAAAGUAUCAAAUAGAAAGAGAUUUAAACUGCAGAAGAUUAUAAAAAGUAUCUUGAGUAAUUUGAAGAAAGGUUGAGAGGAAUCUGUUCAUAAAACGUAGAAGAAAAAAACAUUGAGAUGGAUUUGUUUGUUAAAAAUUAUAACUUGCUUAGAAACAACACUAAUAUGUUAAUUAAAUAUCCUGCUAUCAUAUUUGAGAGUAGUUAAUCAAGCGAUCUAUACAAAUAAGUAAGUUUGCAUAAUUUUCAAAAUUAUAAAUUGAAUAAAGUUGAAACAUUUGAAUAAUUGAUAGAGGAUAUACAAUGCAAACACAAUUAUAAUUUUACACUAUUGAUAAAUACAGAUCUAAAUUAGUAACAGAUUAAUAUCUUAGAUUAGAUGGAUAAGUUAAAUACAUAAAAUUAACCAGUAUUGAGGAAAAUAUUUUUAGUUGGAAGAAAACUUGAAAAUAUUUAAGUUCCAGAGAAAUUGUAAGAAAAGUUAAUGUGCGUAAGCAAAAACUCAAAGGUCAUUAAUCAUUUAUUUUAUGAUGACAAAAAUUUGAAAAUUUAAGGAAUGAUACCAUCUGAAAUGUUAUUUUUAUUUAUUAAUAAUUCAAGUAGCUAAGAUAUAGUCCUAUAAAGCACUCCAAUUAGCAAAAAUGAAAUUGAGCUUUUUAAAACAUACGAAGAAUUUUUAUAAUAUAAUACAAAAAUUUGUGAAGAAAUUAAUAUCUCUAUGUUCCUCCGUUAAAAUAACAGUGCUAUAAAUUUGUAUAAAGCCAAUGUUUCUAGAUGGAUAAACUACAUAAGUAGUGAAAACAAAAAAUAAUAUGAAGAUUGGCAUAUAAAUAAAUAAGAAACAAUUGGCUUAAUGAAUUCUUAUACUUAAGGACCAUUUUGCUACUUUUUAAAUGUAGGAAUUAAUUUGGGUGACGAAAAAAUAUUUUAAUAUCUUUCAAGAUAAAUUUUACUUCUAAAUUACUCCAUUUAAAAUUAUGAUGAUAGAAAACCUUAGGAUUAAUAAGAUGAUCUUAUUUUUUACAGAACAAUAGGAAUGGAUAGCUAAUUAGAGCUUGAUUAAGUAUAUAAUUAAUAUAAUGAAAAUUAGAUUUUUUAUUUUCCUGCAUUUACAUCAUCUUCUUCUAAUGCUGAAUUUAGUGAAAAAUGGAUGAAAUAAAAUGAUAGAAAUUAUUAUAUUAUGUUUAAUAUUUACAUAAAAAAAUAAUAUAAUAUUCCAUAUCAUCAAAGACCUAAAUAUUUGGAAGAAAUUAGUUUAUUUAAGGGAUAGAAAGAAUUCUUAUUUCCUUUCUUUUCUAAAUUCUAAUGUAUUAGUAAAGAAAUUAAAAAUAAGAAUAAUAAAAAAGUGUAUGAAAUAACUAUUGAAUAAAUCCCAAAAUGA
Tetrahymena thermophila SB210 is the source of this 2727-nucleotide messenger RNA. Its product is annotated as ankyrin repeat protein. Gene Ontology annotation, molecular function: protein binding. The transcript has a single exon. NCBI's taxonomy places the organism in Eukaryota, Ciliophora, Oligohymenophorea, Hymenostomatida, Tetrahymenidae. The record is from RefSeq and is a predicted model, not a curated record.